Messenger RNA from Phialemonium atrogriseum, 1210 nucleotides. Its product is annotated as Demethylmenaquinone methyltransferase. NCBI's taxonomy places the organism in Eukaryota, Fungi, Ascomycota, Sordariomycetes, Cephalothecales, Cephalothecaceae. The record is from RefSeq and is a predicted model, not a curated record. Gene Ontology annotation, molecular function: methyltransferase activity. The transcript has 5 exons. The annotation marks the transcript as partial.
UCCUGUCAGAGCACGUCCGGGGGUCUGGACAACUUCCAAUUUACAUUUGAAUCAUACCUUGACGACAACUCGCUUAUUGAGCCCGAUACUUUUGAUGCGUGCCGCACCAGUGACUCGCAGUCCCUGUCAGAGAGCAUCGCCAGAUUCGAAGAAGUCAAUGGGAGAACCUAUCAUUCCUACCGUGCUGGUUCCUACCAUUAUCCCAACGACGCUACAGAGAAAGAGCGUCUGGAUGACCAGUACGAGAUCGUCAAGAUCAUUCUCGACGGUCGGAACUACCUCGCGCCGCUCUCACGUGAAAACCCUCCCCGCCAUGUCCUCGAUAUUGGCACCGGAACGGGUACUUGGGCGAUCGAGAUGGGCGACGAGUUCCCCGAGUCCCAGAUAAUCGGCACCGACCUGUCGCCAAUACAGCCGUCACACGUGCCGCCCAACGUGAGAUUCUUCGUCGAGGACUCGAGCGAGGACUGGGACUACCCCCACAAGUUUGACUACAUACACACACGCGUCACCAUCGGCUGCUGGGCGGAUAUGAAAUCACAGAUCAUCAAGAGGGCCUUUGACCACCUGCAACCGGGUGGCUGGUUCGAAGCCCAGGAGAUUUUUGCCCUGCCGCAAUGCGAUGAUGGGACCAUGCCUGCGGACAGCUGUUUCCUAAGAUGGAUCCUGGACAUGAACCGCGCUUCCGAGGCUGCCGACCGCCGAUUUCUCUUCGGCGACCAACUCGAGAGCUGGCUGCGGGAGGUCGGGUUUGUCGACGUUCAAGAAGCCGUCUUCAAGCUCCCCAUCAAUGGCUGGCCGAAGGAAAGAGCGCUGAAGUACAUUGGCAUGAUGUGGCAGCGCAACCUGCUUAGCGGCCUGAGCGGUUUUAGUCUGGGCUUGUUGCAUCGAGUUCUUGGCCGGUCCGUGGAAGAGGUCGAGGUGUCCCUUGUGGAUGUUCGGCGAGACCUCUUCAACCAACAAGUGCAUGCCUAUCAGAAACUCCAUGUUGUGUGGGGUCGAAAACCUCUACCGAGUCCGAACCCUCGGUGACUUCCAGGCCAGGGAGAAACAACCUCAAUACAGGGUUGCAACUGGCCGCGCCUGCUGGAGCAAAAUUAGCGAUUGACGGGCCCCAGCUGCCUAGCUAGAGGGAUCACAGGUGUGAAUGAAUCCAAACAACGCUCGUUUUUGCCACCCCGCUAUUUCUCUCUUCUCGGAUGUUCGUCGG